Megachile rotundata (alfalfa leafcutting bee) is the source of this 5192-nucleotide messenger RNA. Its product is annotated as thioester-containing protein 1. Gene Ontology annotation, molecular function: endopeptidase inhibitor activity. Lineage: Eukaryota; Metazoa; Arthropoda; Insecta; Hymenoptera; Megachilidae. Gene Ontology annotation, cellular component: extracellular region. The record is from RefSeq and is a predicted model, not a curated record.
UAUACUCGUGACGAGUUGAAAUUUAUGCAGAUAAACAAGUAGAGUUUACAGUAAUGGUAUUUCAGCGACUUGUUAUUCCCAUAACGGUAAAAACGUGACAGGUACAACAGAAGCAUAGUAGUCGGAAGGAAGGGAAACCUGUACUCCUCGCUUGCUUUCUUGAGGCCAUGAUUGGUAGUGUUCGUUAGUAUUCGUCUAACUGUUGCAUUGGAUAGUUUCAAUACUUUGCGUUCGUUCAUAGUACCUUUUUGAUAAUCUUUGAAAGAAUAAUACAAAUUGUGAUCGAAUGUAACCAACACUACAUCUUUAAAGGCAUCAAGAAAGGGAAGUACAUCUGUAAUUACCAAUGGAGGAGCCAGUUAGAUAUUUCAAAAUAUUGCUUAUUUAUGUAUUAUAGUUAUAAAAGACUUAAACUUACAGAUUACUUAUUUACUUUGUGUAAAUAUGUAUUUAUAAAAAUCAAAAUUUUUAAAGAAAACUAACAAAAAUGGAUUGGCAGUGGUUCAUUCUUUUUAGUUACAUGAUGAUAAGUGCAAAUGCAGAAUCAUUUUAUAGUAUAAUAGCCCCAAAAGUGGUCCGACCUGAUUCAGAAUAUCAUGUAGCAGUGAGUACCACUGGAAUAUCAGUAACAUCAGAAAUAUACAUUGAAUUAAAUGGAUUACUUAAUAAUGGAGAAAUAUUCAAUGUUUCUCAAAUUACAAAUGUGCAACCAUAUUCUACAAGAAUUUUACAGUUUGAUGUCGGCGAUAUUAUCCCUGGUAAAUACCAACUAGUUGCACGUGGACUGUCUGGAAUAGAUUUUUCAAAUUCAAAACCUAUUGAAUAUAUACAUAAAAGUUACUCAGUCUUUAUUCAAACUGAUAGAGCAAUUUAUAAGCCAGGAAAUAAAGUUAUGUUCAGAUGUAUUUUAUUGAAUUCAAGAUUAAGACCUACAUUAGAUAGACUAAUGGACGUUCAUAUUAUGGAUGGGAAAGGAAAUAGAAUCAAGCAGUGGGUUCGUCCAUCUGUAACACAUGGCAUCUUUAAUGGAGAAAUUGAACUAUCUGUGUCACCAGUUUUAGGUGUUUGGAAAAUCGUGACUAAUAUUGGUGAUCAAACUUUUGAAAAGGAAUUUGAAGUUGCUGAAUAUGUUCUUCCUAAUUUUGAAGUGACUGUUAAUACUCCUAAACAUGUUACAUUUAAAGAUUCAAAAAUUACAGCAACAGUUUAUGCUAAGUAUACUUAUGGCAAACCAGUAAAAGGAGAAGCAACAAUUACAGCACAUCCAGAUAUUUUUUCUGGUGUUAUUCAACCAAUAUAUCAGCAACCUGUGCGAAAAGUGCUUCCCAUUGAUGGAAAAGUAGUAGUCGAUUUCGAUAUUCAUUCUGAACUUAGGUUAACUGAUGAUUUUGAAAGACCAGUUAUGAUUGAUGUUACAGUAGAAGAAUCUUUAACUGGUAGAACACAAAAUACUUCUACUCAAAUAAUACUCCAUAAACAUAAAUAUAAAAUGGAAUUAAUAAAAACGUCGGAAUAUUAUAAACCGGGUUUAAAAUAUACGGCAUUUAUAAAAUUGACGUAUCACGAUGGAACACCGGUACAAGAUGAUAAGAAUCCUGUUUUAAUAAUGUAUGGAUAUACUUACAAUCAGUCUGCAUACACCAAUAUUACUGGUAUGUUAGAUAAAAAUGGAAUGAUACAGCUCGAUUUCUAUCCACCAAAGUCUAAGGAUAGCAGUUCAUUUCCUUUAAAUAUUGAGGCACAAUAUUUAAAUCUUCGAGAGUGGUUUCCUUCUACAAAUCAGGCCGUGUCCUUAAGUAAUGAAUAUAUUCAAGCUAUAUUAAAAACUAAAAAACCCACGGUUAAUCAAGAAGUGGAAAUUGAAGUAAAUUCUACAAGUCCAUUGAAAUAUAUUAGUUAUGAAAUAUUCGGACGUGGUGAUAUAUUGGAUGCAGGUUCUAUUUAUGUACAAAAUAAAUAUACGACAGUUUUUACGUUUGUAGCAACAUAUGUUAUGGCUCCUACUGCACAUGUGAUUGUAUAUUAUAUAGGAAAUGAUGGAGAAAUUAUUGCAGAUGCUUUAGAUGUAGAACUUGAAGAAGUCCUCCAGAAUUUUGUUGAUGUUAAAGUUGCUCCUGAAGAAGUUGCGCCAGGAGAAAAUGUUAAUUUAAUCAUUACUUCAAAACCAAAUUCAUAUAUUGGACUAUUAGGUGUGGAUCAAAGAUCUAUUUUGCUGAAAUCUGGAAAUGAUAUUUCAUAUGAACAAGUGUACAAAGAGUUAAAAUCGUAUGAUUUGGUACAAGAUUCACCUUAUGCAGAUUCAAUUUUUGAUCGAUUUUUAUGGAGUCCUGGUUCAGCUACUGCAAACGACGUUUUCAAGGAAAGUGGUGCUAUAAUUAUAACAAACGGAUACGUUCAUGAAAAUUUUCCAAUUCGACAACCAGGAAUAUUGGAAGGUAGAAUAACAGGCUCUUCUCACGGGGCAUCUACACUUCGACCAGAUCUUGGUCCACCUGUUACGCACAAACUAGCAACACGACCACCAUUGGCAGGUCCUUAUGCCUUCUCUCGCAUUCCACCUCCUGUUUGGAACAAGCCCCGUGUAUUCCUAAUGCAUGACAUCUUAAACACCUGGCUUUUUACAAACUUCUCUUCAGGGUAUGAUGGACGAAAUGAACUGAAAAGAAAUGUACCUGAUUCAAUCACGUCAUGGGUGUUAACGGCAUUUUCUGUAAAUGAUGUUCAUGGACUGGGCCUCAUACAGGAACCACGAACGUUAAAGGUUUUUAGACCAUUUUUUAUAACGAUGGAUCUUCCUUAUUCUGUAAUUCGAGGAGAAAUUGUUGCAACACAAAUUGUGGUGUUUAAUUAUAUGAACAAAGAUGUUGUAGCUGAAGUACUGCUAACAAAUGAAGGUCAAUUUGAUUUUGCAGAAAUUUCCAAUGAAGUACAUGAUGUACCAAAAUUAGAAUUGUAUCGUAAAAAAAAAGUAACUGUAAAAGCUAAUUCUGGUAGUAGUGUAUCCUUUAUGAUUAUACCACGAGAACUGGGGUAUAUUGUGAUUAAAACAACUGCAAAUAGUAUUUUGGCUGGUGAUAGUAUUGAACGCAAAUUGUUCGUUAAGGCUGAAGGAGAGACGCAAUACAUUAAUAAAGCUACAUUCUUGGAUCUUAGAAGUACAACGAGUACAUCUACUAAUUUAAUGGUUGACAUACCUAAAAAUGUUGUAUCAGAUUCAGAGCAUGUUGAAAUUUCUGCCGUAGGUGAUAUUUUGGGUCCGAGUAUUUUAAAUUUGGCAAAUUUAAUCAAGUUGCCAUCUGGUUGUGGAGAACAAAAUAUGUUAAAUUUUGUUCCAAACAUAAUGAUAUUAAAUUAUCUUAAAAGUACGAAUCAGUUGACACAAGCAGUACAAGGCAAAGCUUUGAGGUACAUGGAAAUAGGCUAUCAAAGAGAGUUAACUUAUAGACAUAAUGAUGGAUCAUUUAGUGCAUUUGGCAUGUCAGAUAGUAAUGGAAGCACGUGGCUUACUGCCUUUGUGGCAAAAGCUUUUAAACAGGCUGCUACGUACAUUCCAGUUGAAACUAGAAUAAUAGAUGAAGCUUUACAAUGGUUAUCAAAUAAUCAAGCUCCAAACGGAAGCUUUCCCGAAGUGGGAAGGGUCAGUCAUCGAGAUAUGCAAGGUGGAGCUGCAAAAGGACUUGCAUUAACAGCAUUCACACUUAUAGCUUUUCUUGAAAAUGCAGAUUCUAGCGGAAAAUACAGAAAUACAAUAAAUAAAGGCAUUGAUUACAUUGUUCGUAAUAUAAAUGAAUUAGAUGAUGUAUAUGCUUUAAGUAUAUGCGCGUACGUUCUAAAUUUAGCAAAACAUCCAUACGAAAAUGCUGUAUUUAAUUUGUUAGAAUCUAAAGCUAUGGCAAAAGAGGACCUUAAAUGGUGGAGUAAACCUAUACCGAAGAAUGAUAAAAAUCCAUGGUAUUCAUUACCUCGACCUGUGGACAUUGAAAUGACAUCCUAUGCUUUAAUAACUUAUGUGAGACGUAAUCUAAUCACUGAUUCUGUUCCUGUAAUGAAGUGGCUUAUAAGACAAAGAAAUGCCGAAGGUGGUUUUGCAUCUACACAGGAUACUGUAAUUGGAAUACAAGCUUUAGCCAAAUUAGGCGAACAAUUGGCAACAAGAAAUAAUACUAUCUCAAUUACAUUUACAUAUGAAGGAGGUGGACAAAGUCAUAUGAAUAUAAAUCCUGAUAAUUCUAUGAUACUUCAAAAGCAAGUACUCCCUAGGAAAACACGAUUAGUUAAUGUAACUGCUACUGGAACUGGGUUUGCCUUGAUUCAAGUUUCAUUUCAGUACAAUUUGAAUGUAACUGGAGCAUGGCCUCUCUUUACAUUAGAUCCUCAAGUGGAUAAAAACUCAAAUGCCAAUCAUUUACAACUUUCUAUUUGUUCUGGAUUUGUCCCCACUAAAGAAGCAAACGAAAGUAACAUGGUUGUGAUGGAAGUUAAUUUACCAUCUGGUUUUACUGUGGAUAGAGAUUCACUACCUAGUCUUGAAGUAUCACAAAAUGUAAAACGAGUUGAAACUAAAAAUGGAGAUACAAUGGUGAUAUUGUAUUUUGAUGAGAUGAACAGACAAGAAUACUGCCCUACAGUGUCUGCAUUUAGAACACAUAAAGUGGCAAAACAGAAGCCAGUAGCAGUUUCUAUAUAUGACUAUUAUGAUUCAUCAAGAAGAGCAAGGGUAUUUUACGAACCACGAAAGGCUACGCUUUGUGAUGUUUGUGAAGAAGAAGAUUGCGAAGAUUUGUGUGUUUCACAACCUGAUAAACAGAAAGAUUCUUCACAAUCUGGUGCUUCUUAUUUAUGUACAUGUAUAUAUCUACAGUCAUUAUUUGUUCUCUUUUAUGUUACAUAUUUUGAAUACUUGUAAUUAUAGAUUCUUCCAAAUUCUGCAUAGCUUUCUUAUACAGUAUAAUGAUAAAGUUUUGUAAAAAUGGCAGUUUAUAACCAAAGUAUAUUACAUAUGGAAAUCAAAUUCUUGAUGUUAAAUCUAAUUUAACAUAAACUCUUGAUUUAAAUCUAUUUAAAUCUAUUUAAUUAAAUGCUAUUUAAACUUUAAAUCAACUAAUUUACAACCAAGCAAAAUUGGUAAUUCAAAUUUUGUUUAAUUCUGCCUUCAAAUAUAAGUACAUAUAUUGUAUUUUAAAAGAUUAAGC